GAUGCUUGCAUCAGAUCCAUUUUUUACUUGUAAAUCGAUGAAACUUUAUCAGAAUCGCAAUAUUUUAGAAUAUAUUGCGUAUAAAGGCGAUGAUCCACAACGCGAAAUUGAAUAUAUGCCGUUGGAUUCGGAAUGGACGCUGCAAUUCUCUGAAGACGCGUGUUGAUAGGUUCGAGACUAAACCCUUAAAGAAGGUUUUUCCACCUUCGGAGAAGAAUUGCUUGCUAAGCUCAGCUUCAAGAAUCAAAUCAUGCUUGGCAAGGAAUUUUUCACCGAGUAUGGUGAAGCAAGUCUGUAUGAGAUUCAAGAAGUUGUUGGGAAAGGAAGCUAUGGUGUUGUUGCAGCUGCAGUUGAUACACACACUGGUGAAAAAGUCGCUAUAAAAAAGAUCAACGAUGUUUUUGAACAUGUUUCCGAUGCCACGCGUAUCCUUAGAGAAAUCAAACUCCUUCGUCUUCUUCGACACCCGGACAUUGUUGAAAUAAAACACAUCAUGCUUCCUCCAUGUAGAAGAGAAUUCAAAGACAUUUAUGUGGUUUUUGAGUUAAUGGAAUCUGAUCUUGAUGAAGUCAUCAAGGUUAAUGAUGACCUCACCCCUGAACAUCAUCAAUUCUUCUUGUAUCAACUCCUUCGAGCUUUAAAAUAUAUACAUACAGCUCAUGUGUUUCAUCGUGAUCUGAAACCCAAAAACAUCCUCGCAAAUGCAGACUGCAAAUUAAAGAUCUGUGAUUUUGGUUUAGCACGUGCAUCCUUUGAUGAUACCCCGUCAGCGAUUUUUUGGACUGACUACGUGGCCACUAGAUGGUAUCGUGCUCCUGAACUUUGUGGUUCAUUUUUCUCAAAAUAUACCCCUGCGAUUGAUAUAUGGAGCAUAGGGUGUAUAUUUGCUGAGAUGCUAACAGGGAAGCCAUUGUUUCCUGGGAGAAACGUUGUGCACCAAUUAGAUCUUGUUACUGAUUUGCUUGGUUCUCCUUCUGCUGAAAUAAUUGCUAGGAUAAGAAAUGAAAAGGCUAGAAGAUAUUUAAAUGGCCUUCCAAACAAGACAAAAGUUCCAUUUUCACAUAAAUUCCCAAAUGCUGAUCCAUUAGCACUUCGUUUACUUGAAAGAUUGCUUGCCUUUGACCCAGUUGACCGGAUAUCUGCUGAAGAGGCUUUAGCAGAUCCGUAUUUUUAUGGUUUAGCUAAUUUGGAAACUGAACCAUCAAAACAACCGAUUUCAAAACUUGAGUUUGAUUUUGAAAGGAGGAGAUUAACAAAGAAUGAUGUUAGAGAGCUGAUUUAUAGAGAGAUCCUAGAGUACCACCCCCAGAUGCUGCAAGAGUACCUCCAUGGCGAAGAACACAUAAGCUUCAUGUAUCCAAGUGGAAUCGAUCGAUUUAAGCAGCAGUUUGCGGAUCUUGAGGAGCAGGAGGGAAAGGAAGGAAGAAACUCUCCGCUUCGAAGGCAAUACACAUCAUUGCCGAGAGAGCGGAUCUGUGUGCCAAUAGAAGAAGCUGUUGAUGAAAUGAAUGAGUUUGAAAGGCGUACAAAUGCUUCAAUUGCAACAAGUCUAAGAAGCCCACCAAGGUCAUCAGAAAGGUCAAAAAAUGUUAAAAAAGAUUCACCUAAAAAUAUUCCAAACAGCAAUAAAAAUGCAAGAAGCUUGUCAAGAAGUAAUAGCAUUUGUAAUACUACACCCAAAUAUGUAGGACCCACCAACAAAAGUUGCAAGGAGACGUUUGAACAAGGAGAUGAGGUAAGCGGUGUUCUGUCACAGAAGCUGGCAGCAUUAAGUUCUUGAUUUGGGUGUUGAGAUGACUUUGGGAUUUGACUGAAUUUGACAUAAAUUUAAAUGUGUAGUAUUUAAUAUUGUAAGGUGAUGUACCUGAAUGCGUGUUAUAUGUUGAUCACUGACUUGAUUAUUUGUUAUUAUGAACACAUUAUAUGCUA
Lactuca sativa (garden lettuce) is the source of this 1929-nucleotide messenger RNA. Its product is annotated as mitogen-activated protein kinase 9. NCBI's taxonomy places the organism in Eukaryota, Viridiplantae, Streptophyta, Magnoliopsida, Asterales, Asteraceae. The record is from RefSeq and is a predicted model, not a curated record. Gene Ontology annotation, biological process: protein phosphorylation. Gene Ontology annotation, molecular function: MAP kinase activity; ATP binding.